Molecule: messenger RNA, 2067 nt
Organism: Oxyura jamaicensis (ruddy duck)
Lineage: Eukaryota; Metazoa; Chordata; Aves; Anseriformes; Anatidae
Gene: LRRC36
Product: leucine rich repeat containing 36
Exons: 10
Coding region: 354-1853 (499 amino acids)
Source: RefSeq, a predicted model, not a curated record
CUGUGCCCCCGGCCCCCCACAGGCAGCCCCGGCGCCGGCUGAGGGAAGCGGAGCCUCCCCCGGCCCUGCCCCUACCAUGGCGGCCGCGCCUCAGCCGGCGGUGCCGGGCAACGGCCGGGAGGGCAACGGGCGAGGCCUGCGGCGGGAGCCGCCGUGUCCCGGGCUCGAGGCAGCUGAAUGAAUCAUGUUUUAGAAAUUCAGAGGAAACAAAACACAACCAAGUAAAACCAGUGAGACAAAGAAACCCACACAUUCCCCUCCAGCAUCCCUCUCCUCAACUGGUCUAGGAGUAUGCUGGGGAAAUGAGCUGAUCUCAUGGGUUACACCUGCAUGCACAGAGCUGGGAGAAUAUAAUGAAGAGCCACGCAGUAAGCAGAAGGAUGUCUUCAGUAUCUAAUGACGUCGGCACAAAAACUGACCAAUCAUCAUGUCCACAACUGCGUUCAUCCCUGCACACCCCAGAGAAAAUGAGAGCAGGAGGUCUGCAUGUGGUCUUCUCAGAUAGUAAAACUUCCAACUCCUCCCCAGAGACGGACACAAUUCAGAAGUCUAGCAUCUCUGAACUUAGCCAGGAUAUUUCUUCUACAAAGAGAUUGAAUUUGAGUGACACAAAUACAAAUAACUCAAAUAAGUCAUCCAGAGAUGCCAGGCUAAGCAAUUUUGAUGAUUUUUACCACGUCUCUGUGACCUCUUCUCCUCAGCAUGGGCACCCUGUCCAGAAACCCCAGAGUGGCAAGAGGAAUGAGGACCAUAGGGAUUAUGGUGGGAGGCUUCCUACAGAAAUGAAAACGUCUUCGCAGACUGCCAGUGGCAGUACACUCACACAGCUCACUGAGACAGAAAUUAAGCACAGAAGUCCUUUAAACAUCAAGUCAGGCUUCAGAGAUGCAACUUCAUUAUCAGCUGAAGUGUUACUGGAGAACUUGAAGUCCAUAAUGACAAAAUCAGCCAUGCUAUCUUCAGUACCGGGGAAGGUCAGAGAACCUGCAGCUCACAGGUCCUCCAGCCCAGCUAGAGUGGAAUAUAAGCGAAGUGAGACCCUGCAUUCCCCAAUAUCUCCUAAUCAUUGCUUCAAAGAUUCUCACAAGGAGUCUUCUUCCAGUGAGCUAAGUAAUGAUACUGCUGUCACAGAAGGUCAGAGUGCCACUGGAAGUGAAAAAGAGUCCAAGGUUACAGCUGUCCUCCAGCAGCUCCUGAAGCUGGUGGAUUGUCACUGGAACGGGCCUGGAUCUCUCCUGGUUAACAAGGAUUUUCUUGUUCCUGCCCAAAACUUGCUUUUCCAUCUUGUGGCUUGUACUGCUCCACAGCAGGAUGCUCAUCUGACAGCUGGACACUGCUCUUCAGUCUUAUCUAAAAACAAUCCCAAAGUCCAAAGGACUCAGCUUAAAUAUACUCAACAAUUCGAUAGAAUGGAUUCUGCUGCGCAGCAAGGAAAAGGGCUGGUGGAAAGUCAUGUCUCAGCUUCCACGUUGCACGAGAUGGAUCACACUGCUGCUUCGAGUUAUCACAUCCAAAGGAACCAAGCAUCCAUGUACGAUGAGUUGCUUUGGAAAAAUAACCAGCUGAGUACCCAGGUGGAAUUCCUAAGACUGGAAGUGAAACAACUUACCGGACUCCAGGAGAUGGUGGCUCUUCUGCAGGAGAGCCAGAGGUCUUUAGUGUCCACAAACAACUUCCUGCUGCAACAGCUGAGUAAAGGAAACAGUCAUACUGUUCACAAAACACCUCUUCCUUCUGAGAAAUGCACCAGUCGUGAGACAUCAUCCCCACUAGAAAGAACUGCGUCGGUACCAUCAGUAUACAGCUCUAGCCAGUACUGGAGUUCAGAGCAAUUAUGCAAUUGUCCUCUGUAAAGGGAACAAAACAGACAUUAAAUAUGGAUUGUGUUCAUUUUUAGAUUGUAUGAAAUCUCUUGCUGCAUUUAAAGCUGGUGAAUCUAAUCCUUGCUUUGGUCAAUUUCUCAGCAUCUUCCUGCUCCUAUCUUCCCCUGUCUUCUUCUGCCACGUUGAUUACAUUAACAAAAAGUGGGGAUGACUCCUGUAUAAUAAAAUUUUAUCUGAGAUCGUG